GUACACUGUACAUUGAAUCGAACCAAUCAAAAGACGUUAUAACAUUGCUCGUGCUCAUCUCAGCGUUCGAACUCACGCGUGAUGUCGAGUGUACAUGGUACCGUAUCUACGGCGGGACGGCGAGAGCACUGCCGUACUUCAAAAACUUCUGGAAAAUACUGAUCAGGAGGGACCAAGCAAUGAGCUCUGUACAUGUAUAUGUUAAACCAAGGAUUUUGCCACAAGCUAUCUAGCUCACUUGCAACUUGAUUGUCUAAUCCUGUGGGAGAAAAAAUGGCUCAGAAUUCACAUGACUUGCGGAACCACAAGUCGAGUCGAAACUCCGGGACGUCGAGCUCACGGAAGAAAAGCAAGCGGGAGCGUGGAUGGGGUAUUGGCCUGCACUGCUCGGCCGAGUUCUGCCGGGGUGUGGUGGCAGAGUGUCUCGGUACAUUCUUCUUUAUGAUCGUUGCUUGUACAGCCGAUCUACAAUGGGACUCUUCGGUUAGGGUGGACGUCUUGAGGUUGAGUUUUACGCUGGGAUUAGCUGUUAUGACCAUGGUUCACUGUUUUGAACACAUCAGCGGAGCACACCUGAAUCCUGCUGUCACAGCCUCGCUGAUGAUCAUCAGACAAACAGGAAUCGUCAAGGGGCUGUUCUUUAUUGCAGCUCAGUUCCUGGGUGCUUCCACUGCAGUUUUACUCCUCAAGGGGUUUCUUCCCAUAUCGAUUCUUGGAAACAUGGGCUACACUGUUGUCUCACCUCAAAUCACCACGCAUCAGGCUAUGGGGCUGGAGUUUCUUAUGACUUUCCUGUUUGUCUUCACUGUCGUCUCUUCUACCGAGGCAACUCGGUUUGCUUCCAAGCUGGUAGCCUUGCCAAUUGGUGUGGCCUUCCUAGUCAAUACAUUAUGGGGGUAUGAAUUCACCGGUGCUAGCAUGAAUCCGGCCCGUACCAUCAGUGCAGCAGUUGUCCAGGGUAUUACAGAUAAUUGGCCUGUAAUAUUAGAGGUGUAUCUGGCUGGGCCUGUUGCUGGGGGUGUGGUUGCUGCUCUCAUCUACAAAUUCAUCUUUGACCCGUCCUUUGUCCCUGGGAGCAUGAGGUCAUUGCGUUCCAACUCCAACUUUGACUCUGAAGAGGAUAGUAUGAUAGCAAUGCAGUCCAUGUCGCCUCAUAGGAAGGAAGAGAGAGGAACAAGAGGAUUGGUUUGAAAAGACACAGAAAAACCCUUAAAGGUGCAGUCAGGAGAACUUCCCGAAACUAAGACACUUUUGCCAUUUGGAAGUUACUGCACUGAUUUAUUCAGUAUUUGCAGGGAAAAGACUCAGGUUUGAUUUUUUGUCAGGUUUUUACACCAACUACACGUUGGAAAUGAGUGCACCGUAAGCAAGCUUGUAUCAUACAUUAAAUGUGAUUUUUCUUUCUUUAAAUACACAUAUGUGCAGUUUUAGGUGGUUACACAACUACAUGUGCAUGGUUUGGAAUUACAAGAAGAAUUUUAAAAGGCUUCUGAUGUCUGCUGAAAGCUAUAAAGAAGUUUGGAUUGAAAGCUCAGUUGCAAACUUUUCACCGUUGUUCUAAAUGAAUGCAAAUGGACGACAUGUACAUACUCUUUUAUUGAGCAUACACGUAGUUACUCAUUACUCCUUUAACUCGUAUUGCCCGAAUCCAGGAUUUUUGGCUAAACCUGCCUUAAAAGGAUUGAAGGAUGAUUGUGGUAACAUGCAUAUCUGUAUUAAAAUUCACAAUCUGUGCUGAUUGUGAGGAGAAAUGGCACAUGCACCUCCUUAUUGUACAUUAUACAUGUCUAUGGAAAUGACAAUGUUGAGACAAUCUCUUGACAAAAAUGGUCCGUCAUUUCAGCUCACACGACAAUUUCUAGAAGUGUAAAUGACAGUCAAGAGGUUUUUUUAUUUUCAUAGGACAUGAUGUAUAACCUUGGCUUCCACACGAAUAACUUGUGAUAAAUUUGUAAGAAAUUAUUGUAUAGUUUCCUUGGAAUUUGUGCUGAUUUUGUUUGCUGAAUUUGUUGAAGUGCUAGCACUUAAAAUAAAGACAAAGCUUUUUACCACUCAGUAUUUUAUCACAUGUAUGAAUGUAAAGCUGUCUUGACUUGAGGUAGUGUAGGAGACUGAACAUAAUUUGUAGUGUAUUUUAUACUGGUAAUUAUGUGAUCAUGAAGUAACCAUUAGCCUUAGCUCUACCAUUUCCCUUCAACACUCAUUUUGUUGGAUUUCUUCGGUAUUUGUAGAGGUCAGCCACCUUUGGUUCUAACAUGCUACUUCACUUUCAUAUCUCUGACAGUAAUGGAAAGUGACUCUUUUUCUAAGGUUCUGAAUGGGCAGUCGUAAAACAUGCAGUAUCCCCCAGAAAAUUGUGUGCUGAAAACUUUUGCAGCAUUAAGAAAAUCUGCAUGUCCCCUGGAGGCCUCUGUAUGAGAUUUUGUUCUAGAACUUACUGGUUUAGACUUCAAAUUAUAUAAAACACUGGAAAUGUAAGUAGUGAGUUGUCCCAAAAAAGUGCUCCUGUUUUUGUUAUUUCACUGGAAAUAAGUGAUUCCAAAAGGAAAUGUCAACGAACACAUACACAUGUAAGCUAACCGAAGUAAAGAUUUUUAUUCCUCACACACCUUUGAAUAUAUAAUUUGUUUCAUUGAUUUUAUUUUAUGUAUAGAUAACAUUUUUAAUACAGAAUUUAAUAACAAAUUGCCGAUACCCAUGGAAGAAAGAACCAACGGUUGCAACGAUUCCCAUGUUGACAACUUCAACCGGGGUGGGUCAUAUUUUGGGCAUUUGGAGUGUUUUUAAGAAGAGAACAAAAAUGUUCUACAAAUUUACCAGCGGGACGAAAUCGACAACAAAUUACUUGAACAUGGAGUCCAAGGCAUCAAUAUUCUCCCAAGAAAAGUUAAGUACAUAAAAACAAUGCAGUCCAUGCAUUGCUUCGGUAAAUACAAUAUACACCUGUAAAUAUUUCAAUGUAACAUCAUCUUUUAUGCAUGUACAUGUAGUCACCAAUUUCAUCAACUGUAAAUGUCCAAUGCAAGUAUUUUUAUAUGAGGUUUAUUUUUAGUAAAGUUAGUGGAAUGAGAGCUGAUAUUUCUAGAAAUAUAUUGUAAUCGUUUUUGUACAGCAGUAUCUAUUAAAUGAAACUUGAAGAAAUUGGUA
Molecule: messenger RNA, 3147 nt
Organism: Acanthaster planci (crown-of-thorns starfish)
Lineage: Eukaryota; Metazoa; Echinodermata; Asteroidea; Valvatida; Acanthasteridae
Product: aquaporin AQPAe.a-like
Biological process (GO): water transport; transmembrane transport
Cellular component (GO): plasma membrane
Molecular function (GO): water channel activity
Source: RefSeq, a predicted model, not a curated record